AUGGAUCACACAGAUAUGGAAGAAGGAAAUCUGACAAGAGAUGAACUUUCCCAUGCCCCAGGCAAUGGUGACCAAUACCCUGGAAAACCUGAACUGAAAAUCAUCCUUGUUGGUAAAACUGGAGCUGGGAAAAGUGCAACAGGGAACACCAUCCUGGGCCAGAGAGUGUUUGACUCCAAACUCAGUGUGAAGCCAGUAACUGAGAAAUGUGUUAAAGGGAGCAGGAGCUGGAAUGGGAGGGAGGUGGUGGUGGUUAUCGAUACUUCUGCCAUUUUGGACACAAAGGUACCUGAUGAAGAAACCUCCCGUGAGAUCUGUCGCUGUAUUGUGCUCUCCUCUCCAGGCCCCCAUGCCCUGGUGCUGGUGACCCAGCUGGGCCGUUUCACUGAGGAAGACAAGGACGCAGUGCAGCGAGUGCAAGAGAUUUUUGGAGCUGAGGUAAUGAAACACGUCAUUAUCUUAUUCACCCGAAAGGAAGAUUUAGGGGAUGGCUCAUUGAGUGACUACGUAACACAUCCAGAUAACAGAGAUCUUCAAAGGCUAAUUGAUAAGUGUGGGAACCGAUACUGCGCUUUCAACAACAAAGCAACAGGAACAGAACAGGAUGCCCAGGUUGAGGAGCUGAUGGGACUGAUGGAAAGAAUGGAACAGAAGAAUGGAGGCCGAUAUACAAAUGAGACUUACCAAUAUGUUGAGAAGAUGCUCCAAUUAAAAAUGGAUGAGUUACAGAAAAUGUACAGAGAAGAGAUGGAAAGAAAGAGAGAAGAAAUAAUACAGUGCUUUUCGGAGAAGUGUAAGAAGAUAAUGGAAGAGUCAAACCUGAGAGAAGAGGAAUUAAAGGAAAAACUUGAAAAACAGGAGAAGGUUAAAGAAGAUGCUUUCCUGCAGCUGAAGCACAUGAAACAAAAAGAAAUGGAAGCCAUGGAGCAAAAGCUGCUGAAAGAGUUGGAAGGAAUACAGAAAUGUUAUGAGGGAAAACAAAAACAAAUCAGAGAAGAAGCUGAGAAUAGUCAUAGCAUAGUGAGUGCGAUUUGGAAUCUGUGUCUUUGGGUAUAUUCAUGUUUGCCAGGCUGGGAUACAUUUGGCAAUUAUAUUCCAUCUUGGUGGUAAAUGAAUUAUGUUUCUUUGCAUUUCCCCCUGUGGUUUAAUCUGAUUUGUUAUUAAUGAGGUUUCACCCCAUUGUGAUUCUAGAGUCUCUGAAGUGUCAUGUCUAGUUCUUCUGUUAACUUCACAGUCAGAGUAGCAUGGGACAACUGAAUAAGCAUGAAUAAAAUCAUCCAUAAAUAUGUAUUUCUUAUUAUGCGGAAAUGGAAAUAUCUCAGUCAGUCAGAGAAUAGGGAUGCUGUCCUGUCACUGAAGUGUACCUACAUUUUUUCCUAAUUAUGAAAUACCCUACUCUGUGAUUGGUUAUGGGUAAGUUAUUUCCAUAAUCAUUCUAUAGUUAUUUCUCAUUAACAGUAUUAAACAAAUCCCUGCACUAAUUGGCUAAUAAUGAUGAUCAGUCAAUUGAUUUGACAUAAUAUUUCAUGAAACUCUGCUGAAAAAAACAAUAAUACUAUUCAAAAUCAUUGUUGCCAAUAUUAGCUGAAUUAAAAACUGGUUAACGGAUCACAAGAUUUAACUCUACAUAAGGAAUCAUCAUCCUUGGUCGUGUUUCUAGUAGAAUUCUACAGGGAUCUGUUCUUGGCCCAGUGCUAUACAGUAACAGUAUCUUUUUAAUUGAUUUAGAAAUAGUGCUGGUAAAAUUAGCAGAUGACACAAAAGGUGGUGGACUGACAAAUAAUGAUACUGGAUUAGAGAGUACGCUUAUAAAAUUUGCAAAUGACACUGAGCUGGGAAAGGUUACAAGCACUUUAGAGGACAGGUUUAAAAUUCAAAAUGACCUUGAGAAAUUGGAGAAUUGGUCUGAAUUCAACAAGAUGAAAUUCAAUAAAAAUAAAGACAAGUGCAAAGUACUUCACUUAGGAAGGAAAAAUCAAAUGCACAGCUACAACAUGGGGAAUAACUGUUUAGGUGGUAGUAGUGCUGAAAAGGAUCUGGGCGAUUAUAGUGGAUCACAAACUGAACGCGAGUCAGUAAUGUGACACAGCUGCCAAAAAGGCUCAUGCGAUUCUGGGGUGUAUUAACAGGAGGGUCAUAUGUAAGACACAGGAAGUAACUGUCCUGCUCUACUCAGCACUGGUGAGGCCCUAGACGGAGUCCUGUGUCCAAUUCCG
This is a messenger RNA of Mauremys mutica (yellowpond turtle), 2216 nucleotides long. RefSeq names its product GTPase IMAP family member 4-like. The record is from RefSeq and is a predicted model, not a curated record. NCBI's taxonomy places the organism in Eukaryota, Metazoa, Chordata, Testudines, Geoemydidae. The transcript is spliced from 2 exons. Gene Ontology annotation, molecular function: GTP binding. Bases 1 to 1110 code for a protein of 369 amino acids.